Leptonychotes weddellii (Weddell seal) is the source of this 1183-nucleotide messenger RNA. It is a transcript of the gene MTRES1, whose product is annotated as mitochondrial transcription rescue factor 1. The record is from RefSeq and is a predicted model, not a curated record. Gene Ontology annotation, cellular component: mitochondrion. Gene Ontology annotation, biological process: regulation of mitochondrial transcription. Gene Ontology annotation, molecular function: RNA binding. Lineage: Eukaryota; Metazoa; Chordata; Mammalia; Carnivora; Phocidae.
AGGAGCGGCCGUGACGUGCAAGUAACUGCGCCCCUGUCGGGCGUGUUGUGUCCCCGGCCGGAGCCCACUCUGUUGCUUCCCGGCGCGCAUUCGUGAAACAGGGGCGCGACGAGCGCCUCUGCCCUGCCUGCGCUCCUGCCAGGACUCCGCGUGAAUCUCCCGCGUCUUGCCUCGGCCCGGCCAGCCUCUGGACGCUCUGUGGACCCGGGGGCUGCAGAGGACGUGGGGAUCCGGUGCGCCGUGGCAGUCGCCCUUGGGCCCGGCCGCUACUGCUGGCUCCAAGCGCAGACCCGGAGCUCGAGGACACAGGUGUCCAGUUUCCUUUGACCUUGAAGACCUGGGAAGGUUAUAUGCGCCAUGGCUAUGACUGGUGUCAGAUUGCCUGCCAGUGUUCUGAGAAAGCCAGAUGUCUGGAUUGGACUCUGGGGAGCGCUACAAGGGACACCAUCGUAUAAACUCUGUGCUUCCUGGAAUCGAUACUCACAUUUUUCUAGUACCCAGUUAAACACAUCAAAUUGUAAAACAUUUUUCCAUAACAUUUUCUCACUGAGACUCCCAGGGCUUUUAAUAUCUCCAGAAUAUAUUUUCCCACUCUCCAUAAGACUUAAAAGUAAUAUAAGCUCUAAAAAAUCCACUAAGAAGACUCUGCAAAAAGCCGAGGAUGAAGAGGACUCUGAUGAUGAGAGUGAUCGUGAGAUGAGUGAGCAGGAAGAGGAGCUCGAGGGUGACCCCAGUGUGGUCAAAGACUAUAAAGACCUGGAGAAAGUAGUGCAGUCUUUUCGGUAUGAUGUUGUCCUAAAGACGGGCCUAGAUGUCGGGAGAAACAAAGUGGAAGAUGCAUUCUACAAAGGUGAACUCAGGCUGAAUGGGGAAAAAUUAUGGAAGAAAAGCAGAACGGUGAAAGUGGGAGAUAUAUUGGAUCUUCUAAUUGGAGAGGAUAAAGAAGCAGAAACAGAGACAGUGAUGAGGGUUCUCCUGAAAAAAGUGUUGGAGGAGAAAACGGAAAGUGAAAAGUACAGAGUGGUGUUACGCCGGUGGAAAAAGUUAAAGUUGCCUAAAAAGAGUAUGUCUAAAUAAAUGGAUGGCUUUUUAUUGAUAAAAACUGCUUUCUAGUGAUGGGGGGAAGGGCCAGCUUCAAAAGAGGACACUUUUAUUAAAAUAAAAUUAUCUUACUUUAGUGGAA